GAAUAUGAAAAUUCGGAUAACCGGUUCAGAGUCCGGAAUUCCAGCUUCUUUGUCCCCGGCAAGGUAUUUGAGCUCCUCUUCAUGGUAAUUUCGGCAUCAAUUGACCUUGCAGUCAAGGUGUUCAAGGUCUUGUGGUCUGAGCCGGAUACUUCAAAGGAGUCGGGACCAGCCUCCACGGUUACGGGGACGGGUCACACCCCGUAUCAAAAGAUCCGGUAUUUCACUGUUAUCCGUGAAGGGUACCGAUCCUGCCAAUGUUUGCCUAUCCAGACAUAUGAAAGACGAGGACUUACGAAAUGGGGAACGAGAAAGAGCGAUCAUGCAAUUAUCCAUACUGGAGAAGUGCCACCUUCCCCUUUACCCGGCGAGAACGCUGUCAGAGGCGAAGAGCCGAUGAGAAAACCAAUUCGCGUAACUGCUAGAACUCGCAGUGACAAAUUGGACAAGAUAUCACGGAUUAACUACAACAAGAUAUUCACCGUGGAACACAAUGUCAAGGUGUUCGAGUUUGGCGAGGUGCAUCAUAGCUAUCACUCUCGCCUCUUCGCGAACUUCAACGCAGUGAACCAGCCUAUAAUCCCCAUUGGUGGCGCCGGUCAAGUACCUGACUAAACCCCGCGGCCAUUCGUCCUGCGAUCAGUGAUUAUC
Messenger RNA from Eremomyces bilateralis CBS 781.70, 648 nucleotides. RefSeq lists its product as uncharacterized. The transcript has 3 exons. The record is from RefSeq and is a predicted model, not a curated record. The coding region runs from base 82 to 612 and encodes 176 amino acids. Lineage: Eukaryota; Fungi; Ascomycota; Dothideomycetes; Eremomycetales; Eremomycetaceae.